Molecule: messenger RNA, 155 nt
Organism: Racocetra persica
Lineage: Eukaryota; Fungi; Glomeromycota; Glomeromycetes; Diversisporales; Gigasporaceae
Source: the annotation of a GenBank genome assembly
GUCCCGGGAAAAUACAACGCACGUUCAUGACAGAUAUGAUCUCUAUUAAUGGUGAUAGUGGUGCGCCUAUAUUUUCUUAUUCACCGGAUUUAUACACCGUAAGUCUAAGUGGUAUACUUGAUGGAGGAGGUGACCAAAGCACAACUGUUACAUCG